AUGCUCGGGCGCCAACCACGCCACAAUCAACUCAUGUUGGCUGCGUCGAUGCUCACGAAUCUCGCCGAGUGUUCAUCGAAUCGAACUGUCACGGAAGUCUGCGUUUCGUUCGUGCAGGGUUUUCCCCAACUCACUCUGCUUCCUAACAAUACCGGUUACUCUUCUAUCAAUGAAGGAUAUUUCAGUGCGGAAGAGUGGCUCGGUCCGGCUUGCAUCUUCACACCCGACAGCCCGCAAAGUAUGGCAACUGCAGUGCAGAUACUGGCACAAUCUGGGGGCCAAUUUGCGGUGCGCGGAGGCGGGUGGAUGCCCAUACUAGGCGCUGCGAACAUUGAUUCAAACGGAAUCUUGUUGGCCACCACAAACCUAACGGGCCUUCAACUAGCCGACGACCGCAAGUCGAUCUCGGUAGCGUCCGGUCAUAAUUGGGCAGACAUAUACAACUACCUGUCCCCAGACGGUUUGGCAGUUGUGGGUAGUCGCAUCGGCGUCGUCGGGGUUCCCGGAUUCAUGUUAGGAGGAGGAAUGUCCUUCUUGGGCAACCAGUAUGGAUGGGCGUCAGGGAAUGUUGUGGGCUAUGAGGCUGUUCUAUCCAGCGGGUCUAUCGUGUACGCCACCUCGACGAACGAAUACUCUGAUCUCUUCUGGGCACUUCGCGGAGGCGGCAACAACUUCGCCAUUGUCACGAGGUUCGAUCUCAAGACAUACGAGAUUGAGAAGGUUGCCGUUGGCAACGUGGCUUACGGCUCCGGCCAGCGUGACUCCUUCCUUGCCGACCUGUACGACUUCUCCCGGAAUGGAGUGCAGAACCAACGAGCUUUUGUCCUCCCGACCAUCUCCUACGUCCCAGCCGCGGGGCCUAACGUUACAUAUUCGGCGACGCUGUUCUACAACGACAACAACGAAACCUCUCCCUCCGUACUGCAACAAUUUCUCCCCCCGCAGGUCAUCCCGAAGACCAGCACUUUUGCAACCCGCACUCUGGCUGACUGGUCAGCCGAGGCCGACCAGGGCUUCGACCAGCUUGCCCAGGAACGCGGCCCAGAGAUCAAAGGGUUCAUCUCCACGCUUGCUAUGAACCCUGUCUCACGGUCCUUCAUCGAGACGAACCGGGGGGCUGAUCCGGCUGGCGAUCCUAUGGGUAUUGACAGCGAUGCAGGGCCGUACUUUAUGUGUGAGCAGACCUUUUCUUGGUCGCUCAAUAACGACACUGGCGCCAUUGAGACGCUCAUUGCGGACAUCAACUCAGAGAUGAGCACCAAAUUAGGAGACAAGAUGGUUCCUUUUCUGUAUCUCAACAACCCUGGAAGUGGGCAGGAUGUGUUCAACACGUACAACGCCGCAAAUCUGCAACGGCUAAAGACCAUCAAGGCCAAAUACGACAACGGAGGAGUGUAUACCAGCUUGCUGGUGGGAGGGUUCAAGCUAUGA
Messenger RNA from Colletotrichum aenigma, 1431 nucleotides. It is a transcript of the gene sol5-6, whose product is annotated as Bifunctional solanapyrone synthase. Gene Ontology annotation, molecular function: FAD binding. The transcript is spliced from 4 exons. Lineage: Eukaryota; Fungi; Ascomycota; Sordariomycetes; Glomerellales; Glomerellaceae. The coding region runs from base 1 to 1431 and encodes 476 amino acids. The record is from RefSeq and is a predicted model, not a curated record.